AACGCGACUAAACCAACCAUGUCUCCAUACGCUCUUUACUUGGAAUACCUCAAAUAAAUGGUAAAGCGCUGAAUAUACACUUAAGCGUCGAAUCAGUAUUUUUCUCUGUUGCAUAUCAAAUAAUCACAAAUUUACACGAGAUGCCCCCGCGAUGUUUAAACUGCUACUUCCGGACUACAAAAUGAAGCGUGCAUAGUGCCUACAUGCGGAUGCAACUCGCAGUAUGUUGUACAUUGUACAUUAUCUUCCCCUCAUCCAGCACGAAGUUCAUCGAUUGGUCGGUUUAAAUAGAUUCAACGCUUUUCUGGCAAAAGUGGCCAAAAUAUAGCUAUACCAUGCGAAUCUUGUAAUAUGCAAAACAAAAAAGAUUGAACAAGGUCAUGUGCAACCAGACGCGCUACCUCAUCUUUUUCCAAUACAUUGGAACUAAAUACAGUGGUGCGGUCAAAGUACCUCCACAUCAACUAGGGAAAAAGGGGGUUCAAGAUCACUUGGAGGAUGCAAUAAGAAGACUGAGACCCCUCAACCCGGUGUCUCUGUCCAUUUCUAGUAGGACAGACCGGGGUGUUCACGCUCUCUCCAAUUCAGCCCACUUUGAUUUGCAACGAAAGAAUGACAAGCCACUAUUUACGGAGGACGUUCUGGUCGAGGCACUUAAUUUCCACCUUAAAGACGAAGAGAUUAGCAUCACCCGUGCCUAUCGCGUGCCAGCUGAUUUUCACGCUCGUUUUCGAGCUCUCUCCCGAACGUAUGUCUACCGCAUCGCCCUAGGUGUCUCCCAUCGUUCUCAGCUUCCCCUCACAGAACGCAACAUGUGCUGGAAUCUUCGUAACACGGAACUCGAUGUGGGAGCCAUGAGUGAAGCGGCUACCGUUUUGGCCGGGACUCACGACUUCAGCAGCUUCAGGGCCGUCAACUCCGACUUGCCUUUUAAAAACCCCGUAAAGACCCUGGAUGUCGCCAGAAUACAUCCUGGAAGAGCAUUUGUAUGUGAGCACUUCCACAGAGAGAUUCCAUUCUGGGAGUUCACUUUUCGAAGCAAAUCCUUUCUGUACAAACAGGUGCGUAGAAUGACAGGGGCCUUGGUGGCCGUGGGCCAGGGGAGGAUCUCACUUGGCGAGCUGAAAGAAAUCCUGGAGGCUCGGGACUCUCUGGCUUAUCCACCGAACAUAGUCGCUCCGGCCUGUGGCCUCUUCCUCACCAGGGUGGACUACAAUCAGUCAGACCUGCUACCGUCACCGCAAACCUCAACUGCAGCCUCCGACGGGUGACGCGCAAACCAGUGUGAAUGUAAUAAAAGUGAUUUUUGUGAAACUAUUAAAGCCUCUCUAGUCGAUAUUUUAGGACACAUUAAAAGAAUACUGCAAACAGAUGACCACCUACACAUUCUUUUACUUCAUACAAGUCAUGACUCAUCUGUGAACGCAGCUCAAAUGACC
This is a messenger RNA of Corythoichthys intestinalis (scribbled pipefish), 1439 nucleotides long. RefSeq names its product pseudouridine synthase like 1 (gene pusl1). NCBI's taxonomy places the organism in Eukaryota, Metazoa, Chordata, Actinopteri, Syngnathiformes, Syngnathidae. Bases 381 to 1271 code for a protein of 296 amino acids. The record is from RefSeq and is a predicted model, not a curated record. The transcript is spliced from 8 exons. Gene Ontology annotation, molecular function: RNA binding; pseudouridine synthase activity. Gene Ontology annotation, biological process: tRNA pseudouridine synthesis.